Messenger RNA from Lacerta agilis (Sand lizard), 1443 nucleotides. It is a transcript of the gene CPB2, whose product is annotated as carboxypeptidase B2. Gene Ontology annotation, biological process: fibrinolysis; proteolysis. The transcript has 11 exons. The coding region runs from base 45 to 1316 and encodes 423 amino acids. NCBI's taxonomy places the organism in Eukaryota, Metazoa, Chordata, Lepidosauria, Squamata, Lacertidae. Gene Ontology annotation, molecular function: metallocarboxypeptidase activity; zinc ion binding. The record is from RefSeq and is a predicted model, not a curated record.
AUGCAAGUCCUGAACCAACACUGUCUCGCUUGGUUUCUUUGCAAAUGGAGGCUCUGAAGUUUUUCCUUUUAAUUUGUAUAAUAUCCACCUUUGGCCAAAAGAAGAAUGUUGAUGCUCUUCAAAGUGAUCAGGUUUUGUGGGCUCUUCCGCAUUCGGACAGACAUGUUGAGUUCCUCCAGAAUUUGACCACUACUUUUAAGAUUGUGCUGUGGCAGCCAGAUUCCCCCAAGAACAUCAUGAAGAGCAAAGAGGUGCAUUUCUAUGUCAAUGUGUCUGAUGUCGGCGAUGUGAAGGCGGCGCUUAACCAAUCGACCGUUCCGUACAAAGUUUUGCUGGAAGACGUUCAAAAAAUGGUUGAGACACAAACUGUCAACGACACCGUCUCCCCACGGAGCUCUUUAUCGUAUUAUGAACAAUAUCACUCUCUAAAAGAAAUAUACGCCUGGAUGACAGAAAUAGUUGCACGACAUUCGGAUAUCCUCCAAAAAAUACACAUUGGGGAUUCCUAUGAGAAACGGCCACUCUAUAUUUUGAAGCUUUCUAACAGAGACAGAACUCCAAAGAAUGCCAUUUGGAUCGAUUGUGGCAUCCAUGCCAGAGAAUGGGUUGCCCCUGCCUUUUGUCUCUGGUUCAUAGGACACGCCACUCAGUUUCUACAGCGAGAUCAGGCCAUGGCAAGACUUCUGCGGCACUUUGAUUUCUAUGUCAUGCCAGUAAUGAAUGUGGACGGUUAUGAGUACACAUGGACUACUAAUCGAAUGUGGAGAAAAAGCCGCUCCCUGCAUGGCAACAACGGAUGCACUGGUACAGACCUGAACAGAAAUUUUGAUGCCGGCUGGUGUGGCAUAGGUGCAUCUGAUGAUGCCUGCGAGGAGACAUACUGUGGACCUUAUCCUGAGUCUGAACCGGAAGUAAAAGCUGUGGCUAAUUUUCUCAGAAAGCACAAGAAUCAUAUUAAGGCAUAUAUAACAAUGCACUCUUACUCCCAGAUGGUUCUGUUUCCAUAUUCUUACACAAGAAAUAAAAGCAAAGAUCACGAUGAGAUGCAACUUCUGGCAAGCAACGUAGCCAAUACCAUUAAAAGUAAACAUAGAAACCGCUAUGUUUCAGGCCCUGGCGCACAAACAAUCUAUUUAGCUCCAGGAGGUUCAGACGACUGGGCUUAUGACCUUGGUAUAAAGUAUUCUUUCACUUUUGAGCUUCGGGACAGAGGAACAUAUGGAUUCUUGCUUCCUCAGAAUUUAAUUAAACCAACUUGCUAUGAAGCACUUACUGGAGUCAAAAUAAUAGCUGAUCAUGUUAUUAAAAACAUAUGAAACCCCCUGUAUUCUGUUUGGCAUUGCACAGUAUAGUAUCAGCUAACUUACGUGGCCCACAGGACAGCCUAAUUCAAGUUGCUUGGUAUUUUCAUUUCAGUGAAAAUUAAACUCUGACCAUGUACUU